GGGUUUGUUUCUCUCUUAUCCAAUUGUGGUUCUGGAAUCUGCAUGAACAGAUCGGCGACGUUUGUAACCGCUGGCCAUCGGAGGAGGAGGAGGAGGAGGAGGUAAAAGUAAUCUGUCGAAGCAGUUAGAAUAACAUGUCUGCCAUCGUGUGCGGCAAGAGAUCCGCCAUAUUCGAAGACCUUCCUUCUGCUUCUGCCUCUUCUUCUUCCUCCUCCCCUCCCGUCUCCAAGAGGAUCCGCUGCUCCUCCUCUUCCCCCGUUCGCAGGCACUCCUUCCUCCUCGAUCAUCUCAUCGCUUUCUUCCCUGAUAUGGACAAGCAGCUACUGGAGAAGGCACUCGAAGAAUGCGGGAAUGAUCUCGAUUCUGCCAUCAGGAGCUUGAACGACCUUCGCCUUGGAGGAUUUCACGAUAACUCCAUUGAUUCUGCUCCUGCCGUUGGCUCCCAUGUACCGAUAGAUCCAACUGCUCACCUCCUUCCCCAAGGUGAACUGAAAUGUGAGGCAGAAGUUGCAGCUUGUGAGGAACCAGUCCCUGGACAAGAUUAUCCUUUAAAUGGUGCCGAAUGGGUGGAGCUUUUUGUUAAAGAAAUGAUGAAUGCCUCAAACAUGGAUGAUGCCAAAGCUCGAGCUUCAAGAGUGCUAGAGGCUCUGGAGAAAUCCAUUUUCACUCGAGUAAAUGCAGAAACAGGGCAGAGCUUUCACCGGGAAAAGUUGGUGCUAAAGGAACAAAUGGAGGCCCUUAUUCAAGAAAAUAUAGUUCUAAAGCGAGCAAUCUGUAUUCAGCAUGAACGCCAGAAAGAGUACGAAGACAGGAAUCAAGAGUUGCAGCAGUUGAAACAAGUAGUAUCCCAAUACCAGGAACAGCUAAGAACUCUAGAGGUGAACAAUUAUGCAUUGACAAUGCAUUUAAAGCAAGCAGAACAAAGCAGUUCCAUACCUGGGCGUUUCCAUCCCGACGUGUUCUAGUCAUCUCACAACAACCUGUUCUAUCGCUGCUGCUUUUGUAGUUUAAAUAAAUCAGGAAGAAGGAAUGAGAAGCCAAAUGCAUGGUUGUUACACUCCACCUUUAUCAAUGGUGGAUAGUGAGAUUUAUAACUACUUGAUGAUGCUUUGAUACAGCCGAAAUAUUAGGCCGUACCCAUUUAGUAAAUUGUAUUUGAUAUAGUCUUAUAGAUACCAGUCUUAUAGAUACACAUUUCUGAAGUGGUGUAUUAAAAUUUGGAAACCCUGGAUCAAGUGAAUGGUGUCAACCAUGAAGCUAGAGUUAUCAUCAAGGGUGCUGUAGCAGUAGAGGAGUAGUGGUUGCUUGUUUUGCAGGAUUCAGGAAUGUCACGAGUCCAACCAGUGUGCUGAUUUCUUGGCUGGUCUUUCAUCAGACUAAUCAGGAUUGUGGUGAUUAUAUCCUCUGAGUUGUAUCUGUGUAGUUAUCUAUAUUUUCCUGGGCAUAUAGAUUGCUCAUCAAUUCUCUUAUCAAGUAUGAUUUCUUAGUUUAUGCAAGUUUAUACAUGGAAUGUAAUGGCGAAGAUUUGAUUCUGGGCCCUUAUUAAGUUCAAGGGCAAUUUUGCUUUAAAUUUUAUUAUAAUACCAGUUCUGUUAA
Arachis stenosperma is the source of this 1596-nucleotide messenger RNA. RefSeq lists its product as uncharacterized. The record is from RefSeq and is a predicted model, not a curated record. The transcript is spliced from 4 exons. NCBI's taxonomy places the organism in Eukaryota, Viridiplantae, Streptophyta, Magnoliopsida, Fabales, Fabaceae. The coding region runs from base 135 to 965 and encodes 276 amino acids. Gene Ontology annotation, molecular function: ubiquitin binding.